Messenger RNA from Boeremia exigua, 1071 nucleotides. Its product is annotated as LysM domain-containing protein. The record is from RefSeq and is a predicted model, not a curated record. Lineage: Eukaryota; Fungi; Ascomycota; Dothideomycetes; Pleosporales; Didymellaceae. The coding region runs from base 1 to 1071 and encodes 356 amino acids. The transcript is spliced from 4 exons.
AUGUUGUUCUCAACCACUAGUCUUCUCCUAAUCGGCAGCUUCCUCCAGGGAGCCGUAUCAGCAGCCCGCAUCUUGCCUCGCGACGGACCGUCUCCAGCGUUGCCUUUUGCGGACGACACUACCAAGUACUGUAGUUGGUGGCUUGACUACGAGUCUGUCGGGUCUUGUGUAGAUAUGCUUGAGGCCAACUAUAUCAACCUCGAGGAGUUUCGUCGAUGGAACCCUUCUGUAAACGCGGCCUGUGGCAACCUGGCUGUCGGAAAGUCGUACUGUAUUGAGACCACCGAUGAGCCAGCAGCCUCGGCUCCAGCUUCGGCUUCGAGCUCUGCUGCUUUAACCUCUGCUUCAUCUCUACGAUCGUCAGUUGGUAACAAUGGCAUAGAGACCCCUCUGCCAACCCAGCCAGGCAUGGUUUCCAACUGUGCAGGCUUCCACUACAUCGGCCCAAACACUGUCUGUAGCCAGGUUCUCAGCUACCAGAAGAUCUCAGUCGGUGAUCUCUACCGAUGGAAUCCGUCGGUCAACGCCGAUUGCACGGGCCUGCAGAAAAUGGUGAACGUAUGCGUCCGCGUAAUUGGCGCCACAACAACUACACCCAAGCCCAGCACCACCAUCACCUCGGGAAACGGAAUUCAAACCCCUCAGCCGACGCAGCCAGGCAUGGUCGCAAACUGCAACAAGUUCCACUUCAUCAACCAGGGAGUAGUGUGCACCCAGGUGACCAGCUAUCAGAAGAUUACUCGCGAAGAUUUUGUUAAAUGGAAUCCCACCGUGAAAGAUGAUUGCUCCGGCAUGUGGGCAGAUGUCAAUGUUUGCGUUGGCGUCAUCGGAGGAGGAUUGUCGCCAACACCUACCACGAGCGCAGGCAACGGCAUUCAGACACCGCAGCCCACGCAACCCGGCAUGAUUUUAAGUUGCAAGAAGUUUCAUUAUGCGGCCGCAGGCGUUGUCUGCAGCCAGCUUACCAGCUACAACAUGAUUAGCCUGGCUGACUUUGUGAAAUGGAACCCAGGAGUUGGAAGCGACUGCAGGACGAUGUGGGCGAACACAUUCUUCUGUGUUGGUGUUUGA